GCUCUGUGUCUUCUUUUUGUUCUUUUUUUUUAAAGCUUGCGCUUUACCCCGCCGCCCACCCAACUUUUUUCGGAUCAGCCGAGCCAAUGAUGUUUGACAAGGACAAUUAUGACAGCCCCCCGAUGUACAGUCCGCCGUACAGCCCCACCAAUGGCUACGGGUCACCGGCCAGCUUCCACGCGUCGCGGACGGAGCUUGACGUCGGUGCUGGAUACCCGCCUCCUCCCGGGUCUUACUACAUCGAGGACAAGCCUCAGCACUUCUACAAACUCUUCUCGCCGCCGGGUGUCAUCAAGGUGAUGGAGGGUCUGAUUGUGGUGCUGUGCCUGGGCAUCUUCGCCUGCGUGGCCUCCACCCUCGUCUGGGACAUGAACUACGGUAUGGGCGGCUACACCGGCAUGGGUUACGGCAGCUACGGUGGAAGCUAUGGCGGCUACGGCGGAAGCUACGGAAGCGGCUACGGCGGCUACGGCAGCGGUUACGGAAGCUACUACAGCUCGUACCCGUCGCCAUACUCGGCCAAGACCAGCAUGAUCGCCAUGGCGGCCAUCAACUUCAUUGCCGCGCUGGCCUUCUUUGUCGCCUGCUUCUCCAAGCAGAACAUCUUCCGCGGCCGCAAGUUCUACCUGGUGGUGCUGAUCGCCUCGGCCAUCUUGGCGUUCCUGCAGGGCGUGAUCAACAUCGUGUACAUCGUGGGCGUGAACCCCAUGGCCCAGAGCUCGUCCAGCAUGUACUACAACCCCAUGCUUAUGAUGUGCCAGAACAUGUACAGUACGGGCGUGCAGAACAUGGGGGGCGUGGGCGGCUUCCCCAUCUACAACCAGUACCUCUACCACUACUGCUAUGUCGACCCACAAGAGGCGAUAGCGAUGGUGUGUGGCUUCCUGGUGGUCAUAGCGCUGGUGGUGGUGGCGGUGUUCUCUCACAAGACGAGGAGUAAGAUCUGGCGCUACGGGAAGCCCAACAUCUACUGGGAUGAACCCCUAACCAGAGGACCAGAGGGGAGGGAUGUGGAGGACUGGGUGAACAACGUGGCGGACUCUCAGAGCGUGCAGGACGCCCCCACCUUGGUGAUUUCGGAGAAAGCUGCACCCCUUCUGACCAGAGCCAACAGUAUCACCCCCACCCCCCCAAAAGAAGGCAGCGUCUUCUCAGCAGAGACCUACAACAACACCGCCAUGACCGGGUCAUUGGAGCGCUCCCCGAGUCGUCCCUCGGCCUCGGAGGUGCUGUCGUACGGCGGGGAGGUGAGCUCCAGUCCCUCGGAGGAGACUGGCCGCGUGCGCAAGCCGUCGGCUAGCCGGGCCAGGCGGGCGCGCGGGAACACCUUCGAGGAGUCGAACUACGACACCGAGUACACCACGGGAGGAGAGACCAAUGCGGACAACUACAAGGAGAUGUGGGAAAGCAUGUACCCUGAGAUCACGUCCGAUGCGCAGCGGCAGGAGUACAAGCGGGAGUUCGACGCCGACCUGAAGCUCUACAAGAACCUGUGUGCCGAGAUGGACGACAUCAACGACCAGCUGAACAAGCUGAGCAGAGAGCUGGACACCCUGGAUGAAGGCUCAGCCAAGUAUCAGGGUGUGGCAGAAGAGUACAACCACCUCAAGGACAUGAAGAGGAUGCCGGAGUACCAGGCCAAGAAGCAGCAGUGCCGCAAGCUCCGGCAGAAGCUCUUCCUCGUCAAGGGCCGCGUGAAGACCUACGACAGGAGUCACCCCUGAGAAGAGAAACACGCUCCCGUCCUCUCCCUCCUCCUCUUCCUCCGCAUCACCUCGCUCGCCGUCACUGAGAUUUUACACAAAGAAAGAAAUCCAACACUCCUCUCGCUACUCUGGAUCUUUUUUUAAGACUUAAAAAAGCGAAAACAAACUUUGCCACACAAACACACACAUACAGAGACAUACACACACACACGCGCACACACACACAUCACACACACACACGACACACACACACACACACACACACACACACACACACACACACACACACACACACACACACACACACACACACACACACACACACACACACACACACACACACACACACACACACACAGAGGAGCUACUGUGUGCAAGUCUUUGGUGUCUGAAUGACUGCGACUGAGAGACCAUGAUGAUGUUCCAAAGAGAACAUACUGUACAGACUCCCAUUGAGCUAGAGGACUUCUACAGAGCAGAGGUGGCUACUCUAUUAUUAUUUUAUUGUCUUUGAUGGCCAUUCUGCUCCCACUAUGUCCUUACUGGCGUCCAAGUUCCCACAGUAAGAAGCCCCCUGUUCCUGUCUCUUACAACCGUACAAUUUAACUCUACUGGAUACGUAUAACACGACCUGGAUGAAUGAAUACAAUUUUCACAGAAAUUAUACAACACAUGCUCGGCUCCUACGGUACAUUUCAGCGCAUUGACAAGGUAGCCAAAAAGCCAAAAAACGAAAGACCUGACGCUGACGCUUACCACUGUACAACUUAACUCUGUUGGAUAUAGAAGCACAACCUGGAUGAAUGAAUGAACUUACUAGCUCCCAUAUAGCUCGCCCUUUUGCUUACCACUGUACCAUACAACUUUACUCUGUUGGAUAUACUGUAGUAGCAUGACCUGGAUGAAUGAACGAAUGAGGAUCUUCACAGACUUACUGGCCCCCAUUUUUAUUAUUUUAUUUUUACUUUUCACAUUGAGGCAAUUGUCUCUUUUCCAAGUGAGCCCUAGCCAAGAGAGCAGCAAAGACGCACAUUUCAAAGUGCGUUGAGAAGGAGUUUAAAAAAAGCCAAAAUAAAGGAAACCCUGUCGCUUACAGUACCACUGUACACACAGACCUAGAUGAAUGAAUGAACCUACUGGCUCCCAUAUUCCAUUGUAUUGAGAAGGAGGCCAGCCUGCCACUGCAGUGUAUCGCAGGGGGAAGAGGACAUACAACAGGCUCUUUGUUCCCCUCGUCUGUCCACCUGACCCCCUCUGGCUCAGCCCUGCUGCCCACCACCACCACC
Molecule: messenger RNA, 2992 nt
Organism: Engraulis encrasicolus (European anchovy)
Lineage: Eukaryota; Metazoa; Chordata; Actinopteri; Clupeiformes; Engraulidae
Product: occludin
Exons: 9
Coding region: 87-1724 (545 amino acids)
Biological process (GO): positive regulation of transcription elongation by RNA polymerase II; bicellular tight junction assembly; snRNA transcription by RNA polymerase II
Cellular component (GO): membrane; transcription elongation factor complex; bicellular tight junction
Molecular function (GO): cis-regulatory region sequence-specific DNA binding
Source: RefSeq, a predicted model, not a curated record